AUGUCGACCGGCGAAGCGGAGGUUGCCGGAGAGGCGGCUGCAUCACCAGCGCCGCCUCCGCUCGAGUGGAAAUUCGGUCAGGUUUUCGGCGAGCGGGCAGCUGGAGAGGAAGUUCAGGAUGUGGACAUCAUAUCCGCGAUUGAGUUCGAUCGCUCCGGCGAGCACCUGGCGACGGGCGACAGAGGCGGGCGAGUGGUGCUGUUUGACCGCAUUGACCUGCGCGAUGCGCGGGGCCGGCGGGAUAUGGAAGCGAGCGACUACCCCCCCGCCGCGCACCAGCAGAUCGACUACCGCUACUCCACCGAGUUCCAGAGCCACGAGCCCGAGUUCGACUACCUCAAGUCACUGGAGAUAGAAGAGAAGAUCAACAAGAUCCGGUGGGUCAACUCGUCGCAGGGCGCCCUGUACGUGCUGUCCACCAACGACAAGACCAUCAAGCUCUGGCGCGUCACCGAGCGCCGCGUCAAGGCCGUCUCGCAGUUCAACUGCCCGCCCCGCACAGCCGCAGACUACCUCGCCGCGGCUAACCCCCCAUCCGACUCAGCAGCAGCAGAUGCGCUUCCCACGCCUCCGGUUUCAGUCCCUGGCGGGCCGCAGAUCAACCCGCGGUACCUCCCGCGCCCUGGGUCGCUGUCUGCUGCAUCAGCUACGGCCAGAGCGGUGGCUGCGGGUGCUGGAGCGGUGCUGAACGGUGUGGGCGAGGGCAUGGAGCUGGAUUUCCCUCCUGGGGGGUUUCCUCAACUGCGCCUCCCUGCUGUGGUGUCAACCAACGAGACUACGCUGGUGGCGCGGUGCCGCCGUGUCUUCUCCAACGCGCACGCCUACCACAUAAACUCCAUCUCCUGCAACAGCGACCGGGAGACGUUCAUAUCAGCGGACGACCUGCGGGUGAACCUGUGGAACCUCGAGAACAACUUGCAGAGCUUCAACGUGGUGGACAUCAAGCCCGCUAACAUGGAGGACCUCACAGAGGUGAUAACAUGCGCGGAGUUCCACCCAUCGCACUGCCACUCGCUCGCCUACUCCACCUCCAAGGGCACUAUCCGCCUCAUCGACAUGCGCCAGUCUGCUCUCUGCGACCAACACUCCAAGCUCUUUGAGGAGCAGGAGCCCCCCGGCAACCGGUCAUUCUUCUCGGAGAUCAUUGCCUCUAUCAGCGAUGUCAAGUUCUCGCAUGACGGCCGUUACAUCUUCAGCCGCGACUACAUGACCGUCAAGCUGUGGGACAUUCACAUGGAAGCGCAACCAUUGGGAACAUUCAAAGUGCAUGAGUUCCUGCGACCCAAGCUGCGCGACCUGUACGAGAACGAUUGCAUAUUCGACAAGUAUGAGUGCAUAUUCUCACUUUCGCCCUUCCCCUUCCUAUGA
Molecule: messenger RNA, 1368 nt
Organism: Closterium sp. Yama58-4
Lineage: Eukaryota; Viridiplantae; Streptophyta; Zygnematophyceae; Desmidiales; Closteriaceae
Source: the annotation of a GenBank genome assembly